AUGACAGAAUUCGAUCCCUUUGACCCCGCGCAAGCAGCGUCCGGCCUGGCAGCUGCCCCCGCCAAUUUCAACCCCAACAAGGCCGAAAACCUCGAAGAUAUUGAAAAGCAGUUCGCCGUCAAAGUCGUCCAGCACAUGGAAACCUACUGGGCCAUCCUCGAGAAAGUUCGCGGCUCGACCCUUCGCCUCACCAAAAUUGAUGAGGAAAUCUACACCCAUCUCAAGACUGACUUCCCCGAGUUCGACCCCGCGGCCACCAUCGACGAGGACCAGAUGAAAAGCAAGACGGGCAAGGAGCGGUGGCGCAAGUUUCUGAUGGCCUACGAGAAGAAGGUUGACGAUUAUAACUUUGGUACCAUGUUGAGGAACAGCCCGAAGGUCGAGUAUGGGGAGAAGGAGACGAUUUUCGUUCCGAGGAUGCAGUUUUAUGCUGUGGAGAUUGCGAGGAAUAGAAAUGGCCUGAACGAUUGGAUUUACGAGGAGGCUCAGAAAGCUGCAGCUUCGAAGGCCUGA
Drepanopeziza brunnea f. sp. 'multigermtubi' MB_m1 is the source of this 513-nucleotide messenger RNA. RefSeq lists its product as uncharacterized. Lineage: Eukaryota; Fungi; Ascomycota; Leotiomycetes; Helotiales; Drepanopezizaceae. The record is from RefSeq and is a predicted model, not a curated record. Gene Ontology annotation, cellular component: cytoplasm.